AUGGCUCUUGCAAAUAUAUCUGGUAUCCCUGAUAAACACUGGCAACCAUCAUUCGUAGCAUUUGAAACAACGUAAAUAUAUAAUUAUUACUAAACAGAUUAUUACUCUACAAUUUUAGUUUUUCCAGUUUAUUAGUCUUCCUAAAUUGAUGGAUGCUCACAGAGUUUUCGAGAUCUUUAUACAUUCUUUUUAUCUAUAUCAUACUCAUUGAACAUAAUAAUAAUACUGAAAUUAUUUUCUAAUUUCUUCACAAUUUUUGAGUAUUGCAUUAAUAUAAAGUCUUUUCACUAUAUUAUUACACCAUUUGGAACAACGGAACAUCAAUGUGUUUUUCAUUUCAAUCAUACUAGUACUUCUCAAACAUUUCUUGUUAAUAAACGUAAUACGACACAAUCUAAUAUAUGUUAUAGCACUACUAUAUCACUUUUAUUUUACUGUAUAACAAAAUAUCAUUGACAAAUGUUUGGUUGUUAUUUAUAUCUGCUGGCAUGUUUCUCUCUAUGUAUUUAUGCUAUUUAAGCAUGCAUCAAUGAAUUCAUAUAACAGCUGCCAUUGUACUGUUGUUGGAUUCUUUUUAUUACAGUAUGGGUGAAAUAGUAAUAGAACUUUAUUGGAAACAUGUGCCAAUUACCUGUAGGAAUUUUGCUGAACUUACGCGACGUGGCUAUUAUAAUGGAACAAAGUUUCACAGAGUUAUUCGAGAUUUUAUGAUCCAAGGUAUUGUGCGAUACUACGAUAUAGAUUUUAUGAUCCAAGGCUUUUUGCGAUACUAUAUUUUUUCUUUUCGUGGUGAUCCUACUGGAACUGGAAAAGGCGGUGUGUCUAUCUACGGAGAAUGUUUCGAUGAUGAAAUACAUGACGAUUUAAAACAUACCGGUACAAUUAAUAUAAAUACUUUUUGUAACAGUAAUAUAAGCGCUGGAGUUGUUUCCAUGGCCAAUUCUGGACCGAACACUAAUGGAUCACAGUUUUUCAUAACAUUAGCACCUACACAGUGGCUUGAUGGAAAACAUACAAUUUUUGGUAGAAUCCAUUCUGGUAUGGCAAUAGUGAAAAGAAUUGGAUUAGUAGAAACUGAUAAGAAUGACAGACCCGUUGAUGACAUAAAAAUUGUUAAAGGAUCAAUAAGAAACGCGUAAUAAAAUAAACAUGUCCUCGAUAAUUUAUAUUUCUUUAGAAUUUAUCUGUAAUAUAAUAUUUUGUAUAUAAUAAAAUAUUACUCACAUUUUUGCACCAGAUUCGAAGAUUCAUUUUCUUAAUCAUUACAUUGCACGUACGAGUAUGAUACAUGUAAGUUUACCAUAAAAAAAUAUACAUAUAUAAAGAACAAAUACAACAUUCAAACUUAUCACGCUCGAUUCUUUAACUUUCCAAACAGUGUAUAAAAUUCUUCGAAUUUUGUACUUGAAACAAUUGUUAUGGACAUAAUGUACCAGGCGGAAUAUAACUGAAAAAGAUAGUAGACUAAUCAUGAUUUAUGUAAAUAUAAUGUUUGAUACGUGUUUAAACUAAAUAUUAUUUUUUAUUUUAUAUUUCAUUUUCUAUAUUUCUGAAAAUUUUCGCAAUUGAAAUAAUUUACCAUUGUUUGAACAGAGAUUAGAUUAUAAUUUACCAGUCUGUUUAAUCAGAGAUUAGAUUAUAAUUAAUUUAUAUGAAAUAAAGAACCUCAUAUUAUACGUAG
This is a messenger RNA of Heterotrigona itama, 1681 nucleotides long. The record is from the annotation of a GenBank genome assembly. NCBI's taxonomy places the organism in Eukaryota, Metazoa, Arthropoda, Insecta, Hymenoptera, Apidae.